AGAAGAAGAAGAAGAAGAAGAAGAAGAAGAAGACGAAGAAGAAGAAAAAAAAAAGGAUUAUGAACGUUUGUUUGUUGACCAGGCCUGAGGAGAACUGGUCGCUCAUGUACGAGAGCGAGAGGAACAAUGGGACCCACAUCGAGAUCAUUAAGGAAAGGGAUCGCGACGGUUGGAAAGAUGACGAUGAAGCCAGCCGGAGGUCCAGGGGCCCCGGUAGAGUAUCAGUGGAAGAGGUGACGUUUCACCCAGUGAUGCGUAAACGACGUGGACUGGCCAGCGCCAUUCUAGGCCUGACACUGGGCCUUCUCCUAGGUUUCCUCAUCCAAGGCUACAAGAUCUUGUCGUCCAGCGGUCAUCAACGGUUGAACGUUUACGCGUCCUCGAUAGCCGGAUCGCGGGCGUUGAUCAAACCAACGCCGCGAAACGUUCCUAAACUGGACGACGACGAGCAAAUAAACAGUUCGUCGACCAGCUUGGUUUUCGUCGGCGUGAUGACGGCUAGUAAAUACCUGGACUCGCGGGCCAAGGCGGUCUACGAGACCUGGGGUAAAGAGCUGCCAGGUAAAAUUGCCUUCUUCUCGUCCGAGAACUCGGUCGUUCCGGGAAAUUGCCCCGACCUGCCUUUAGUGCCAUUACCACGAGUCGACGACACCUAUCCGCCGCAGAAAAAAUCAUUCAUGAUGCUGCAGUACAUGUGGAACAAUUACGGGGAUCGUUUCGAGUGGUUUCUCAGGGCCGACGACGACGUCUACGUGAGGACGGAUCGUCUGGAGAAGCUGCUGCGAUCCGUCAACUCCAACAGAGCUAUGUACAUCGGCCAGGCGGGCAGAGGCAAUUCCGAGGAGUUUGGCUUGCUCUCGUUGGAGUACGACGAGAAUUUCUGCAUGGGAGGGCCGGGUGUUAUUCUCUCCAGAGAGACCUUGAAGAGGAUCGUGCCACACGUCAAGUAUUGCCUGAGACACUUGUACACCACCCACGAGGACGUCGAAUUGGGAAGAUGCGUUCAGAAGUACGCCGGCAUACCUUGUACCUGGAGCUACGAGAUGCAGUCUAUUCUAUAUCAUAACAGUAGCGGGGCACAGGCGUUCACCGGAAACUUGAAGAAAAAAGAAGUUCACCGUGCUAUUACUUUGCAUCCUGUUAAAAGUCCGCCGCACAUGUACAGGUUACACAAUUACAUGAGGGGCCUUCAGAUUCAAGAGCUGCAGCAAGAGAGGCUGAAUCUUCACAGGGACAUUCACGCCAUGGCGAAACAGUUGGGCCUCAGCGUGGAGAAUUUCAAGAAUCUCGAGAUUGCUGACGGCGUGCCGUUGUUCCCUGUCGGCCCACACUCCAAAGACCAUCCCGGCGACACGGAAAUAUUAGGCGUUUCGGCAGGACUUCGUUCGUUCAAGCCGGCAACCAGCGACGAAGUGAUACCCUGGGACUAUUUGUCGAGGUCUGAGUACAGCCUGGGCGACUCAAAUCCUAGGAGAAGAAUUCACAGCGACGUAAAGGAAGGUCUGGAGGACAUCACGAGAGAAGUGAUGACCUCUAUAAACGCCUGUUCACGGCAGCGUGGCCGGAUCGUCGAGGAAAGGUCGACUCUGUACGGAUACAGGCGAGUGGAUUCAUACGGCGCAGACACUAUACUGGAUCUUCUUUUGGUCUACCGGAAGUACAGGGGCCGAAAGGUUACGUUGCCCGUCAGAAGGCACGUGUACCUUCACCAACACUUCACAGGGCUGGAAAUACGAGAAACCGUGGACGGGGAGGAGGUGGACGAGGCACGAAAAGACCAACGAAACGACAAGUCCUUGCAGAGUAUAUUCCGCGGUGGAUUUUUGAACCUGAACUUCAACUUCGAGCAAGAGGACCCGGUUACUAGCAAGAUUAUUCACUUUGUUCUACCUUUGUCCGGGAAGUACGACGUUUUCCAGAGGUUCCUACGAAACUACGAGGAGAUCUGUCUGACGAGCGGGGAGAGGACCACGCUCUCGGUCGUUCUCUAUCGUCACAAAACCGAAGAUUCGUUCGACCGAACGACAGAAUCGAUAGAACGACUGAAACACAAGUACCGUAGCGCAAAUAUCGACGUCGUCCCUGUCUCCGGUACGUUCUCUCGAGCCAAGGCUCUGAAUCUCGGUGCGUCGAGAUUGAAAGACAACGAUUUGAUGUUCUUCGUCGACGUCGACAUCGCGUUUACCGAAUCGGCGCUCCACAGAAUUCGAGCCAAUACUCUUCUAGGUAGACAGAUAUAUUUCCCGGUGGUGUUUAGUCGGUACAAUCCAAAGAUAUCCGUUUAUGGGGACAACAGUGGAGGGAGCAUGUUCGUCGUAGACGAAACGUCGGGGUAUUGGAGGCAAUUUGGAUUCGGUAUCGUCUCCCUGUACAAACAGGAGUACAAAACCGUGGGUGGUUUCGAUCUGUCCAUCCAAGGCUGGGGUAAAGAAGACGUGGACUUCUACGAGAAGGUGGUGAAAUCGAAUGUGAAGGUCUUCAGAGCGGCUGACAGGGAUCUGAUUCACGUUUAUCACGACGUCGAGUGCAGUAAAGAUCUCCCAGAGAAACAGUGGUCCAUGUGCAUGGGCACCAAGGCCGACACUUUCGCCGGGACAGAGGCAUUAGCGAAAAUGAUCUACGAAAAUCCAGAGAUACUGAGAUUUGCCAAAGCGAGGAGGGCGAACUUGACGCGCGCAGCGGGUACCAAAGGCUGAAGAUGACUGCCUUAUCUCGGUAGUUAAGGUAGAAAUUGCGUUUGCAACGCGUUGGUGCCAGAACGUUUCAUAGAUAGGAUAUAUUUUGUACAUACGCGCUACGAUUAAAUGUACUUCGCGUGCACGUAAGUUAGCACCGAAUGAUAUUUAAACGAUAACUGACGGCGAAUUCACCAAAGUCUCUGUCCUAGUAGGAUUACCAUUAUGGCCAUGUUUGCUGGCUGCAUUGAUAAAACAGAUUCAUAAACUCGAGAUUAAUCGAACGAAAUAGAGAUGACGUAUUUAUGUAAUGAAAGUUGUUAAACUCUCAGUUCAUACUGGUGUAAGAGAUUAUGUUAUCUUCGUUGAUGUGUGUUACGUAUAGGAAUUGCCAUCGAUGCGGAGUGUCAAAGAAAAGAGGGAAGACUUUAUAUGUCCGUGACAUUUUCUUAUAUCGGCUAUUAAUUAAUCGGAGUUAACCUGGCAUUACUUAUGUUUAUAUAAAUGCGACGUAUCGCUUUGAUUGCUACUAGUAUAUAACACGCGCAGAAGUAUAAUAGUAUUUUUUUUAUAAAUUAAAAAAUUACCACACUGUAUCGUUUUCUUUUUUUUCUUUCUGUUUUCCAUCAAAUCGAUGUAUGAAAAUCGCUGCGUUCGAUUUCGUAAAUAAGUUAACUUAAGGUGAUCCAAGAUGUCAAUACUCUCAAGAAUGUAGCGUAACGUUACUCCCGAAACGAGUUUUGUAAGUACAUGUGAUAUUAUUGUGCCUUGUGUGUAGACUUACUAUUAUUUGUGAACACUUUACAUACUGCCCGUUUUAUUUGAUUAAUUGUGAAAAUGAAACAUCCUAGCGAGUUCUGCAACCUGCGCAAUCGUAUUACGCAAUUGGUUAAGAUGCUUCGUUUAAAUCGGACUCUAAAUAAAAUUUCUCUAUUAAACAAUCGUUGUGUCACGUUAAUCGCUGCACUUUGAUAAAGAAAAAUUCACCCUUAUCGAGUGUUUUUUCCCUCUUAUCAGUCGGAUGCCAUAUUUCCCAUUCCUCGAAAGAAACAUUUCCAAUACUGCCUAUAUUUUUCUCCAGAGUUAGAAAGUCUCUUCAGGUUCCUCCUUAUAAGGUUCCACUUCAAGGUCCCUUUAAGGAUCGUGACGAAAUCACAAUUCCAAUUAGUCGAAAAUUGCAAUUAACCGAU
Heterotrigona itama is the source of this 3865-nucleotide messenger RNA. Lineage: Eukaryota; Metazoa; Arthropoda; Insecta; Hymenoptera; Apidae. The record is from the annotation of a GenBank genome assembly.